This is a messenger RNA of Maylandia zebra (zebra mbuna), 4153 nucleotides long. RefSeq names its product G patch domain containing 2 (gene gpatch2). The record is from RefSeq and is a predicted model, not a curated record. Lineage: Eukaryota; Metazoa; Chordata; Actinopteri; Cichliformes; Cichlidae. Gene Ontology annotation, molecular function: nucleic acid binding.
UGCUGCUGCUUUCACGGUGUCCUCCUCUUGUCGCAUAUCCAGUUAGCUGAUCGUUAGCUUUUGUGCCAGAAUGGUUUCAGUGGCGUGUCAGUGUUUGUCCGUUGUUUCUGGCUAAGGAUAGCGGGGACUUGGUGGCUUUCAUGUUCCGUGCAGCUAAUCUAAAAACCAUCGGCAAAGCGGGAACUGGCUGGCACUUUCGCCGAACGAUGGACGAGCUGGUCCAUGACCUGGUGUCAGCGCUGGAGGAGAGCUCAGAGCAAGCUGCCCGUGGUGGUUUUGGUGAUGGAGGUGACCAUGCACUGGCAGUGGGCUGUCUGCUAAAGAGACAGGCUCGGAAGCGGAGGGGUAGGAAACGACGCUCAGACAACCCACAUCCACCGUGGGAGACGGGCCACCUCAGUGAGGGUUCAGAGUCCAGUGUGGAGGAACAUAAGGACUACCGUGCCAGUACAGGAGCUGUCUCUGCUGCCAAUAGCCAUGCCCGUGACAACAGUGACUCAGAUGAACAACUUGGCCCCAAACGGCGAAUCCCCUACACAGCCGACAUGGGGCGAAGUAAACGGCCGCUCUGGCCGGAUGACCUGGGUGUCCUGGGCUCAGCAGAGGGGACUCGAAGCCUUAGGCGACGACGUAAGGUCAAACGCAUGGCUGUGGACCCACCCAUAGAUCCAGAACCUCCCACCUCCACUAUGCUUGGGCCACCGCCUGUACCCAAAGCCCGUGUUGGUGGCAAGCCACAUAGACUGGGUGCAAGUGAGGGAAGAGGUGCCAUGGAGUUCUGCGGAGGUGGACUGGUAGAGCCAAGUGGAAACAAAAGCAGAGUAAAAAAGAGGAAACUGGCGACACACCGGCUGGGAGUGGAAGCUGCUGAUGAAGGGGUUGUGGUGGAGAGUGAAGACCCCGUCUGUUCUCCAACAGACGGGUCCAAAGACAAGAUGGAGCUGGAGGAGCAAAAGGGCUCGGAUGAGGACAUGAGUGACAGGUGUGAGACCAGCAGUGUGAGUAACAGCAGUGAUGGAGGCCUCUAUACAAAUGAUGAGGGGAGGCAAGGUGACGAUGAGCAGAGUGACUGGUUCUACGAGGGUGAGCCGGGCUCCGGUCCGGGGCCCGGGGGUGCUUGUGGGAUAGCAGGAGUUGUUCCCUGGUGGGAGAGGGAGACUGGGUCAGAGGAGCUGGAUCUAGCCGACCCUGUCUUUAACAGCAUUCUCACUGGAUCCUUCCCACUCAUGAGCCCUGGGGCACAGAGAGGUUUCCAGGCCCGGUUGAGCCGCCUUCAUGGCAACCAUCAGGUACCUGAGGCAGGGCUGCAGGGAACCUCCAGUCAGGGCUUCAGCGAAAGAUUGAGCAGACAAACUCAGGACACCCACGAGCCGUGGUUCAGCUCAGGCUCAAGGAGAGAACACGGACAGUUGCACUGGGACCCACUCUCAGACAGAGGGCAUCGGAGGACCUGCUCAGUAAAAACAGCAAGCAGACAGACCAGCGGACACCUCGGCUCGCUCUGCACAGGGGAUAUCAAGCGGAGGCGCAAAGCAGCCCCCCUUGGCUCCACUGCACCUUCAGGAGUGGUCGGGGAGAACGCACCUCCGAUCCCUGAGACCAACAUGGGGAACCGCAUGCUGCAAACCAUGGGUUGGAGUCCAGGGAUGGGCCUGGGUCCUGAGGGAAGAGGCAUUACCGAGCCCAUCCGGGCCACCCAGAGACCUAAAGGCACGGGUUUGGGUUUCAGCUGAACACCCAGAGUGAGGCCAGGAUAAUAUACCCCACCAAGGAGGGACGAGAUGAAAUUCUCCUCAGGGUUAUCUAAAAACACACACACAAAGGUCUGGAAUAAUCCAGGCGCACGAACAACAAGAGAAGGACGCUGCUCAUCAUAGCAAACGACCUGAGAUGAAACAAAAAUUAAACUUUCCCAUGUUGGGGAAACUGCAAGAAGACUGAGAUCUCUGCACAGACUCCUUAACAUGUGAAAGUAAAGGACGGAAAGUGAUCCACAGACAAGAAUGGCAAAUGCGUCUUCUUGAGAAACUCCAUGUUGGAGAAAGUGAUGUGAUGUGAUGUCUCAUCCGUUACCUCAGAUGCCAGUGUUACUGGUCAGAGAACUGGGGUGCUGUUGACUACAUACAAAUAAGUAUUGCUUCAGGUCGCCAGUGACGACAGCAAUGGUUCUUCAGUCGGCUGUGUUGGUUAGUGAAUCAAUGAUAGGGUUUUUGUCUGAUGUUGCACAAUAAUUUUAAAAUCAAUUGUUUGAGAAGGCUAUACCUCAAGAUUAUUCUUAUUUUUUUUAAUUGUAAUGAAUUUAGGGUACGCUUUAUUGAUGUAAGUUUGGAUAUCUGGAUGUUUUUCCUCGCCCAAUCCCUUUUUUUUUUUUUUUUCUUAAUUGUUGAUUUAAUUGGAGAAAUCUUGUCAUGAGAAUGUUUUUAAUCUCUCUCCCAAAAAAAAAGAAAGGCUGAAAAUCCAAGUUACAAAUUUCUCUUCAUUUAGCACCAGUAUGCACAGAUUUGCACACGAAGCCCGAAGUUUCACCACACCCUGCUUUUCGUUUCAUUGAACGUAAUUUAAGGUUUUUAAACAGUGUUGCUGCAAACGUAGCCAAGAGUAAGCACGCUUUGUGACUUUACACAGUCACACGGUAUGAUAUGAGCAUUUUGGCGUUUCAGUGCACACUCUUGAAGGAAGGAACCUGUGUUUAACCGGUGCUUUCCGCUUAAUUUGCUUGAUUAGACCUUUUCGCAGGAUUGUGGGGAAGUGCGGGCUGGCUAACGUCUAAUCAGACACCUGCGGCACAACACAGGAAGUCAGACGCAUUUAUUAAAAUAAGUUGGCUGCUUACCUAAUUGUAUUAUUUACUAUGCAGCUGUUGGGUAAUUUAACCCCAUUAGCAUAUUGGCCAGACACAGCGGAUUGUUGUGGAUAUAUAGCUAAAGUAAAUUUAAGUGCAGCUGAGAGAUCAAGGGGCCAGAAAAAAAAUAGAAAGAUGUUGAUUAGAAAUGGUGCAGGAUAUUUAAAGUGUAGCAGUAUUUCCUCUGAACAGCUUUUAACCUUAGGACCUAACUUACCUCAUUAAACUCGUGACAGUUUAAAGACAUGUGAGUGGAGCUCUGAUGUGGAAGAAAAGGGUAUACAGUAGAAAUUUAGCCUCUGUAAACCAAAACUGUUAAAUCUGAAACUAAGCAAAAAAGUCUAACGCAUUAAUUGUUUAUUAAUUUGAUUUUAGAUUGUCUUUUUUUUGUAAGAAGGCUCAAAGGUAACCUUCCUGAUGAUUAUAAUUUGUUAAAAAAUCUCUACAUUUUUACUGCAGCCCCAGGUAGAGGAUGGAUUUUGAAGAAAGGGGGGAAAAAAGCCUGAUUACUUAGGUUAAGGUGACUCAGCAUUUUUAUGAGCACUACAUUUCUUUGACCUAAAGUUCUUGGGUUACUUUUGCAGUAUGUUUUGGUCAUUAUACAUCCGUACAGUGAAGCGCUGUCCAAUCAGCUUUGCAGCAUUUGGCUGAAUCUGCACAGAGACUAUUGCUCUGUACACUUCACAGUUCAUCCUGCUGCUUCGGUGAGCAGCCACAUCAUCAUCACUACAGCACGUUACUCCAAGUAACCAGGCUCUUCUGGAACCAUACAUGCUCAUGCUUUAACACUGUGGUUAUGUUGUAGAUAAUGGGCCUUUCCUAUCUUCUCCAUAAAUCAACUGUUUCCACUAGGAACAUCUAUGUUUUUUGUUUGUUUAAAAAAAAAUUUAAUAGUUUAAAUAUCUAAUCUGGGCUUCUUGUUCUGAAGGGGUUGGUUUGCACAUUGUCGUAAACCCCAUGUAUUUCCCUUCAUGAAGGCGUCUCUUGAUUGUAGACUUUGACAAUGAUAUACCUACCUCCUGGAGAGUGUUCCUGUCUUGGAUUAUUGUGAAAAGGUUUUUCUUUGUCAAGGAAAAGGAAUUCUGCGAUUGUCAAAUUUUCUCUUCUGUUGUUUUUCAGGCCUUUUUCUCUUGACCAGCGCCUUCCUUACACCAAAAUGUACCAAAUUGCUGAUUUUCUUUGUUUUUUUUUUUGCCUAUAGAACUUUGACUGGUUUUGUGUUUCUUCUUUUUUCGGCCUGAUGAUGGGCUCUUUUUAAUUGCAUAGUAUUAUGUAGAUUAGUGGUUUAAUAAAGCAGCAGUUUAUGCAGCA